GUUUCUCGUGUUGGUGUUAUGCCCGAAAUGGAAAUUCAAUAAAAAUUUCCAUGUUUCUUAUUUUGUAUCUUUAAUUUUGGGGUCUGUGAUACGGAAAUGGGAAGCCACAUCGAUUGAGGGUUUCGAAAUUGGAUUUACCGAUAGUUUCAAACUAUUAGAGUUGGAUAAUAACCAGUAG
Racocetra persica is the source of this 178-nucleotide messenger RNA. The record is from the annotation of a GenBank genome assembly. Lineage: Eukaryota; Fungi; Glomeromycota; Glomeromycetes; Diversisporales; Gigasporaceae.